Fulvia fulva is the source of this 7221-nucleotide messenger RNA. RefSeq names its product Fatty acid synthase beta subunit hexB. Gene Ontology annotation, biological process: long-chain fatty acid biosynthetic process. Gene Ontology annotation, cellular component: fatty acid synthase complex. The transcript has 9 exons. Gene Ontology annotation, molecular function: iron ion binding; enoyl-[acyl-carrier-protein] reductase (NADH) activity; oxidoreductase activity, acting on paired donors, with incorporation or reduction of molecular oxygen. Lineage: Eukaryota; Fungi; Ascomycota; Dothideomycetes; Mycosphaerellales; Mycosphaerellaceae. The record is from RefSeq and is a predicted model, not a curated record. Bases 1 to 7221 code for a protein of 2406 amino acids.
AUGGGCGCGAAGCACCAAGGUCGUCACGACUCAGCCCUUAUACAGGCUGCUCAAGACGGCGAUGCAAGAAUCACAGCUGCCUUCGGCGGUCAAGGCCCCAGCAACCUGAAUUGUUUCAACGACUUGCUUGAACUUAACAAGACGUACGGCUCAACGCUUAGACCGCUCAUCCACACUGCCGAUGCAACAUUGAGCGAAUUGGCAUCACUACCUCAUAGCAGUGGAUUUCACGAGGAUGAAGGGUUCGAGAUACUGGAAUGGCUGGAAGACCCAGCGGAAGCACCAAGUCGGGACUAUCUCGCUCUCUCGCCGAUGAGCUUCCCGAUCAACACACUGAUCAGCUUGUGCAACUACUGCAUCACACUUCGAGCUCUCAAGCUCGACCCGAGCCAGUUCCGAUCACUACUAAAGAGCGUUGUGGGACACUCGCAAGGCAUUUUUGCUGCAGCCGCUGUGGCAAAGGCCGAUAGCUGGGAGUCGUUCCUGGAAGCCGCAGAUCUUGCUCUUCAAAUCUCCUUCUGGGUCGGUCUGGAAAGCCAUACUGCUGCACCACAUGCACAAAUCUCGGCUGCUGCCGUACAAGACUGCAUCGAUCAUGGCGAGGGACAACCAUCGUCGAUGCUUGGCAUCACCGGACUCAACCGUGCUCAAGUAGAAAUGCUUGUCGAGCAUGUCAACAAGAGCCUCGUCGACGAGAACCGACACGUCUAUCUCGCAUUGGUCAACUCGAGAGACAAGUAUACAAUCGCAGGCCCACCACAGUCACUGCGGGCAGUCUGUGUUCAGCUUCGCGAGAUCCGGGCUGCCAACGGCGUUGACCAGUCACGCACCCUGUUCAACAAACGCAAGCAGGAUGUAGAUGCUCAAUUCUUGCCCAUAUCAGCUCCCUAUCACAGCCAGUACCUCAAGAGAGUCGGCAAUCACGUGCUUGAUGCGCUUGAGGUCGAUUUGCUCGGAAGCGAACUCGGCACACCUUUGCUACAUACUAAGAGUGGACGAAACUUACAGGACUGGAAGUCGGAGAGCAUUGUCAAAAUACUUGUGAGUGCUGUCACCACCGACAUGGUCGAGUGGCCCAACAUUUGCCAACAGCUUGACUCCUCGCACAUCCUCGGCUUCGGACCUGGCAACAUUGGCUACCUAAUACACGAAACGACAGAAGGCACAGGCGUGCGAGUGAUACAGAUGAACGACAGGUCCCCAGGCUCAAGAGGUAUUGGCGCCCGUGCUGAGCUCUUCUCAGACGAAAUGCCACCACAAGCUCUGGACUGGCGAGAGGCAUUUGGGCCCAAGCUUGUUCUUGAUCAUCGGGGCGAUGUUCAAAUUCAGACCAAGAUGACACAAUUGUUGAAUGCACCGCCAGUGAUGGUCGCCGGAAUGACACCUACCACUGUGCCUUGGGACUUCGUCUCUUGUGUUAUGCAGGCUGGCUACCACGUCGAGCUAGCAGGCGGAGGCUACUCAAGUGAGCCAUAUUUCGAGAGAGCACUGCGGAAGCUGGCUGCCAGCAUACCCAUCUACCGCGGCAUUACAUGCAAUCUCUUAUAUGCCAGCCCACAGACGAUCGCAUGGCAAGUCGAUGUCCUCCGUCGACUAGUCAAGGAAGGCAUAUCUGUUGAAGGUGUCGCUAUUGGCGCCGGCAUUCCAUCUCCAGAUGUCGUCAAAGGGUACAUUGAGUCGAUUGGACUAAAACACAUCUCAUUCAAGCCAGGAUCUUCAGCCGCAAUUGACGAAGUGAUCGAGACCGCUCAGGCGCAUCCUCACUUUCCCAUCGGCCUACAGUGGACUGGAGGACGAGCCGGAGGACACCACUCUUUCGAAGACUUCCACCUACCGAUAUUGAAGGCGUAUCCCCGCAUCCGUAGAUGUGCAAACAUUGUGCUCAUCGCUGGCAGUGGCUUUGGAGGAGGUUCUGACACUUGGCCAUACAUUUCUGGUGACUGGUCCAAGUCUUUCGGCUAUGCACCAAUGCCGUUUGAUGGAGUCCUACUAGGCAGCCGAAUGAUGGUCGCCAAAGAGGCCCACACGUCACCACAAGCGAAGCAGCUCAUUAUCCAGACUGAAGGCGUCGACGAUAACGACUGGCAUAGCUCAUUCGAUGCACCAACUGGUGGAGUGAUCACAAUUACAUCUGAGCAUGGCCAGCCAAUCCACAUGCUUGCUACCCGAGGUGUCAUGCUGUGGAAGGAGUUCGACAAGCGUAUAUUCUCAAUCAAGGACACCAACAAACGUUUGAGCUACCUGCGCACGCAUCGAGAAGAGAUCAUCACCCGACUGAACAAAGACUACCAGAAGCCGUGGUUCGGUGUCGAUGGUAAUGGCCAGAAUGUGGACCUCGAUAGCAUGAGCUAUCGCGAAGUGCUUGGUAGGAUGUGUCAACUCAUGUCUCGUGGCGACAAGGGCUGGAUUGAUCCCUCAUGGCUGACCAUGGUCCAUGACUUUGUUGAGAUCGCCGGCGAGCGUUUCGGAUGCCAUGUCGACACUCAUGCUACAAAGUCAAGUGAGAUCCGCAAAGCGUUUGAGGGAGCUCUCGGCAACGAUAUCGACGAUACGCUAUAUCCUGAGGACGUUGCUCUCGUGAUGGAGCUAUUCAGACGGCGUGGAAGGAAGCCUGUACCCUUCGUGCCGGCAUUGGACGAGAACUUCGAGACAUGGUGCAAGAAAGACUCUCUCUGGCAGUCCGAAGAUGUUGAUUCGCUUGUGGGCAAGGAUGUACAGCGUGCCUGCAUCAUUCAAGGACCGGUUGCCGUGCGACAAUCGAUUAUUCACGAUGAGCCUGUGCGAGACAUACUAGACAAUAUCUGCAACUAUCACAUCGAGAGCCUGUCGCAAGCGGGUGUGACGCCUGGAUCAAUCAGCAAACAAGACAAUGGCAUACCGAGGUCCGUCAAGAAGAGUGUGCCCGGCGUCCAGAUCUCCAUCGACAAAUCGACGGUACGAUGUGAAGUUCUCAAGACAGAUCGACUUCCGCCGGAAAUGGAUGCAUUGAUCGAGCACAUCGUCGGAUCUGCCGCCGACUCUUGGGCACGCCACUGUUUGAAGGACGAUUGGAUCUUCAGAGACCAAGCCCGACUCAGGAACCCAAUACGCACUGCCUUUCUACGACAGAUCCAGCCGGGAGAGGUCAUCGAGGUACGUCUCGGUCGAGAUGGUCAAGCCCAAGCAAUAGCACUCAAGGCGGCUCUCUUUGGCAAAUCGAGCCUACAGACAGUGCUUCGUAUCGCGUCAACAGAUGGCAAAAGUAUCAAGGUGGCACUUACGCCGCCGUCUUUCCUGUCCGACAAACCUCUUGGCUUACAAUUCGCUUACCAACUGUCACGGAAGUCUCGAGGCUCGAAACUAGUAGAGGUGACACCCGAUAGACUGGACACCAUCAAAGGCUUCUAUGCGCAACUAUGGACUGCCGGCACUCAUGAUGUCAAGCAAUCUGGACUGAGCUCCGAGUUCUGGGGUGAGCCUACGACGCUGAUUGCGCAAGACGUGCAGAACUACACAGCGGUCGUCGGCCGUAGCACAUCACCUGAACUACAAGCUUGGAACCCAACAGGAUCUGUGCCGCUGGACUACUGCAUCGUGCUUGCAUGGACUGCCCUUACGAAACCUUUGACAAUACCUGCACUACAAUGCGAUCUUCUCAAUCUCCUGCAUCGCUCGGUCAACUUCAAGUAUGCGACGAACGCAACGCCAUUGCGUCUGGGAGAUGUUACGCAGACUGUAUCACGCAUCACAUCUCUCACCAUUCAGCCAACUGGAAAGCUAGUAGAAGUUUCAGCAGAACUUUGUCGUGAUGAAAAGACUGUGGUUACCAUCACGACAGAGUUCUUCAUUGUUGGACAAUUCGAGGACUACGGAACACAGUUCAAGUCCUUCGAUGAGCCGAUGCUUGAAGUCCAUGUGCAUUCGGCCACUCGUCAAGCACUGCUGCAGAGCCGAAAGUGGUUGAUCCUUGACGAUCCGUCGAUGGACCUCGCUGGCUUGACGCUGUCUUUCAAUUUGAACACAUACACAAUGUUCAACAACGAAGGCAAAGUCGGUGCGUUACAAGUCGCUGGGACAGUCUCAAAGGUGGAGAGCUCUGGCUUCGAUACUCGGAUUGGCAACAUUUACUUCGAGGAAGACUCGUGCAUCGGCAACCCGGUGAUCGACUUCCUCCACAGGCAUGGCUACCUCAGGGAGACACGCCAAGCCCUCGAGAACCCUGGCUGGACCGAUGGCUCGACUGUGGUAGUCAAGGCGCCGAUCAAGAGCAAUCAAUAUGCAGUGGCGUCCAAGGAUACGAAUCCUCUGCAUGUCUGCGACGUCUUCGCGAGGUAUGCUGGCCUACCGGGCACUGUGGUGCACGGUAUGCACACGUCGGCAAUCGUCCGACGAACUGUCGAGUGGGCAGUGAACGAUUCAGAUCGUUCUCGCUUCAAGAAGUGGCAAGUCAGCUUUGAAGGCAUGGUGUGGCCGAACGAUCGCAUCAAGGUUCAGCUUCAGCACAUUGCCAUGGAGGAUGGGCGAAUGGUCAUGAAAGUGCAAGCUCACAACGACGAGACUGGCGACAAGGUGAUUGAAGCGGAGGCCGAGGUUGAGCAACCGCGUACUGGCUAUGUGUUCUGCGGACAGGGCAGCCAAGAGAAAGGAAUGGGUAUGUUGCUGUACCAUGCGCGACCAGAAGCGAAGGCUCUCUGGGAUCGUGGUGACAAAUACCUUCGCGAGAAUUAUGGCUUCUCGCUGCUCAGUCUUGUACGCGAGAACCCGACGACCUUGACUAUCAACUUUGGCGGCCGACGAGGCAAACGGAUACGUGAUAACUACUUGGCCAUGACCAAGAAGACGUCUCUCGAGAAAGAUGCCAAAGACGUCUGCAUCGUGCAAGGUCUCACGCCCACAUCGACAUCGUAUACCUUCUCGGAAGCCAAAGGACUGCUGUUCUCCACUCAGUUUUCUCAACCGGCUUUGGCAUUGAUGGAAAUGGUUGAGCACGAACAUCUGGUUGCCAAGGGUGUCGUACAGCCCAGCGCACUCUUCGCUGGCCACUCUCUGGGCGAAUACGCUGCACUGGGUGCUUGCACAACGUUCAUGUCCUUUGAGAGCUUGCUCACAUUGAUCUUCUAUCGUGGCUUGAAGAUGCAGAAUGCUCUUGAGCGGGAUGCCAAUGGCCGGACUGACUACUCGAUGAUGGCUACUGACCCGUCUCGCGUCGGUAAAGGCUUCGACGAGCGAGCAUUUCAAUGCCUGGUGGAACUUGUCAACGAAGAGACAGGACUGCUAAUGGAGAUCGUCAAUCACAACGUCAGAUCCCAGCAGUAUGUCUGCGCUGGUCACUUCCGCGCCUUGUGGAUCCUUGGAAAAGUCUGCGAUGACCUUGCGAAACAUCCUAAGAUUCAUCUUCUGUCUAUGCAGGACUUGAAAGACAUGGUCACAGCACAUGUACCCGCUGCGACGAAACUCACGAACGACGUUGUUUUGAUGCGCGGCAAGGCUACCAUACCGCUGAAUGGCAUCGACAUACCCUUUCAUUCGACGAUGCUGAGAGGGGAGAUCGAGCACUUCCGACGCUACCUCUUGACUAAAGUCAAUGUCCCUGACAUCAAGCCCAAGGAGCUGGUCCUAGCAAAACAAAAUUCGAGCUCUUUCCCUUUCUCCCUUGCAUCAACGAUGGCGACCAUAUCAGCCCAAGUGCUUGGGUCGCUUGAGGGAUAUCUGAGUUUCUUCAUGCCUCGUGGCAAUGGUUCUUCUCUUUUCCGGCUCAUAUUUGGGUACUCAUUAGCCGCUUUCGUUAUUGGCAUCAGCUCUGUGCUGCUAUGGACUCUGGCGACGAUUUUCUACCGACUGUACCUCCACCCGCUUAGACGGUAUCCUGGUCCGAAGCUGUGGGCAGUCUCACGUCUUCCAUAUAUCCGUAGCACAGUGAAAGGAACGAUCGUUCACGACUUUCACAAGUUGCACCAGCAGUAUGGAUCGGUCGUUCGAAUUGCGCCAGAUGAGCUAUCUUACAGCACUCCCGAUGCCACCAAAGUCAUCUACCAGUCAAACCCCGAGCUGCAUAAGGAUCCGAUGCAUUUGCCUCCCUUCCAUAAUGGCACACCCGGGAUCCUUGCAGCGGAAGAGCAACAUCACAGACGAUAUCGACGGCUGCUCGCAUACGGCUUUUCUGAUCGUGGCAUGCGAGCGCAACAACCAUUGAUUCAGCGUCAUAUAAAUCUUCUGGUCAAACGACUGGGCCAGAAAUCUGCCAAAGGCUCUCUGGACAUCGUGGAGUGGUACAACUGGUGUACAUUUGACAUUAUUGGUGACCUUGCCUUCGGCGAGUCAUUCGGUUGCCUGGAAGAGUCAAAAACACACGAAUGGAUUGCAUCGAUAGCAGGCAACGUCAAGGCUAUCCCGAUCAUCAACGCCAUUCGUCGCUUCAACCUGGACUGGGUAAUCCCAAUGAUAGCUCCGAAGAAGCUACUCAAGAUGAGGCAGCGAAAUGCUCAAUUCACCGAAGGCAAAGUCGAUCAGCGUCUCAACUACGGCGUGGACCGCGGAGAUCUCUGGGACGGUGUCAUGGAUCCCAAAGGUACCAAGGGUGGCAUGUCUCGACAAGAGAUGAUCAGCAACGCAAGUGCCAUCGUGCUUGCAGGAAGCGAGACAUCCUCGACACUGCUGAGUGGCUGCACAUGGCUUCUGUUAAAGAAUCCGGACGUCCUAGCCAAGCUAAAGGAGCAUGUCAGGAGCUCAUUCACAGAUCAAUCUGAGAUUGAUUUGAUCAGUGUAGGCAAGCUUGACUACAUGGCUGCUGUUUUGGACGAAGCAUUGCGCCUUUAUCCUCCAGUACCCAUGCAGAGUAAUAGAAUUGUCAACAGUGGAGGAGUUGAUAUCGCAGGGCAACAGGUGCCUGCUAGGACGACUGUAGUCGUGCAGCAAUACGCCGCCUGUCGUUCGAGUGAGAACUUCCGUCGACCUGACGAGUUUCUUCCGCAACGGUGGCUCGGCGAUCCAGAGUUUGCGAAUGACCGACGUUCAACAUCUCAGCCUUUCAGUGUUGGGCCACGCAAUUGCAUUGGUCGCCAGCUUGCUCAUGCAGAAAUGCGCCUCAUCUUGGCACAAAUUCUGUGGCACUUCGACCUGGAGCUAGAUGCACCGAAGAUGGGUGCGCGAGACUGGCUUCGCGAACAGGGUGUCUGGAUCUUGUGGGACAAGAGUCCUUUGUGGGUGCGAUUGAUACCUAGACUUCUCGAGAAGAGCGGGUAG